AUGGGAGCGCGCGGAGGCGCUGCCAGGAGGCCCCGACCCAGCGGCGGCCGAGGCGUGAGGGAGCGGAGCGAAGCGGAGCGGGCGGCGUCCCCCGGCCGCACCCCGGCCCCGGCCACGCUGGCGCCCGGGGACCCCCCCGAGAUGCCGGUUCGGAGCGAGAGGCGCCGCGCCGGAGGGGCGGGGGGCUCGGCCUCCUCCGCUGCCACCGGAGCGGCCGCCAGCAGCCUGGUGCCGCCGCCCCCCAUCAACACGGCGCAGCCCGGAGUGGCCACUUCGCUUCUCUACAGCGGGGCCAAGUUCCGCGGGCAGCAGCGCAGCAAAGGCAACGCCUACGAGGUGGAGGUCGUCAUGCAGCAUGUGGAUAUGGAAAACUCCUAUCUCUGUGGAUACUUGAAGAUCAAAGGCCUUACAGAGGAGUACCCAACCCUCACCACGUUCUUCGAGGGCGAGAUAAUCAGUAAGAAGCACCCGUUCCUGACGCGCAAGUGGGACGCCGACGAGGACGUGGACCGUAAACACUGGGGAAAGUUCCAGGCUUUUUACCAGUAUGCAAAAACAUUUAACUCUGAUGACUUUGAUUAUGAAGAUCUAAAAAAUGGGGACUAUGUCUUCAUGAGAUGGAAGGAGCAGUUCCUAGUCCCAGAUCACACCAUCAAGGACAUCAGUGGUGCUUCCUUUGCUGGUUUCUAUUACAUCUGCUUCCAGAAGUCAGCAGCAUCUAUAGAGGGUUAUUACUACCAUAGGAGUUCAGAAUGGUAUCAGUCGUUGAAUUUAACGCACGUUCCCGAGCACAGCGCUCCUAUCUACGAGUUCCGAUGACAGCUGCCCACGGCUGAGAACGCCCAGAAGACACGGGGCAGGAGAGCAUGGCCUGCCAGGAGAGCUGUGUCCCUGUGGGAGCACAGCAAUGCACGCUUCUCUCCUGCCCUUGGACUCCAGAGAGAGAGAAAGAGAGCCUGGAUGUGAACUCACCCAGCCCGAGGAGCUGCUGGAGCUUGAUUCUCCCUCCUGUCGAGUGGCCAUUUGAUCUUUGCUCUGGUUUUAAGCUACUUUAAUGCACUUUCUUGUUGCACAGCUCGUUUCUCUGUCACUGAAGUUCCUCCCGGCUCUCCUCUGGAAGCUGUUUUCUCAGUAGCUGGAAUCAGUGCUCUGGCCUCUAAAUAAUAAGGAAAUGUAAGCUCAAGGCUUAUAUUAUCCUUGUUAUAUCCUGAUGUGGGUUGAAAUCACCAGGAUUCAGGUUUCUUGCCCAGAUUUCCAGCUCUGAUGCUCUCAGAGCCAGGUCCUGGGUGUGAGGCUCAGCUGUGGAGUCUGUUGGGGAGUGUUGGCUGAGGUAAGGCUGGAGUGAGGCUUUGCUGGCUAACAAGGUUAGCUGGAGCUGCAGAUCUUUCAGGAGCACCAGCCCUUUGCAGCUGGGAGCUGUUCCUGUGUCUGGAUACACCAUUGGGAAUUAAUUUGAUGUAAGGACUUCCAGGCUCUCAGUAAAAGUGGAUCUGAACUCU
Molecule: messenger RNA, 1499 nt
Organism: Melospiza georgiana
Lineage: Eukaryota; Metazoa; Chordata; Aves; Passeriformes; Passerellidae
Gene: GID4
Product: GID complex subunit 4 homolog
Exons: 6
Coding region: 1-819 (272 amino acids)
Biological process (GO): proteasome-mediated ubiquitin-dependent protein catabolic process; protein targeting to vacuole; protein catabolic process in the vacuole
Cellular component (GO): extrinsic component of membrane; GID complex
Source: RefSeq, a predicted model, not a curated record